AUGAGUGCUAGAGCCAGAGCACUUAGUAUCACCUGUUUCAAAAAUCCAAAACAGGAUUUACUUAAUUUUAAAGAUCCGGCACUUUGGCAAGAUUCCCAUAAUUAUGCAGAAAUGAUUCUAGAAAAAUGGGUCGAACAGAAUCUUACAGAUAUGGACUUUUCAAUGUCAAAAAGAAAUUUCGGGGAACAACACAGGUAUGCCGGUAAGCAAAUAUUUUAUAAAAGACUUGUUAAUGGAGAGGUGGUUCGCCGCGAUUGGGCAAUUUACUCCGAGAGCACUGGCAAUAUAUUUUGUCUUUAUUGUGUAUUAUUUGGAAAUAAAAAGAACCAAUUUAAAACAGGAUUUUCAUUAUGGAAUAAAAGUAAGGAAAGAUUAGACGAACAUGAAAGAUCCAAUGAUCAUAUAGAUAAUCUGAAAAUGUAUAUGACUCGCUUAUUAAAGCAAGGAAGAGUUGAUGUAGAACUCGAAAAGGAAAUUAGCACUGCGAAAGAAUAUUGGGUGAAAGUACUAGAAAUAAUCAUAAGUGUAAUAAAGUUUCUGGCUACCAGGGAAUUGGCAUUUAGAGGUACUCAUGAAAGAAUUGGCGAAAAACGGAAUGGAAACUACUUAGGUUUACUGGAACUAUUACAAUCUAAGUUGGAGAUUAUUCGCCGAUCUGAUAGUUAUAAAUCUUAUUCAAGAGCAUUUGAAUUUUUGUUUAAACUAAAAGCUACGGAAGAUGAAGAUAUUUUCAGAUUGGCAACCGAAUUACAACAAAACUACAAGGAGGAUUUGGACGAGUAUUUUCCCCAAGAAUGUGUUCAUUUAAAUCAUUUGUUAACGUCUCUUCCCCAAUUAAAAAUAGACACUGCUUUAGAAUUGAUGCACAACUAA
Molecule: messenger RNA, 873 nt
Organism: Diabrotica virgifera virgifera (western corn rootworm)
Lineage: Eukaryota; Metazoa; Arthropoda; Insecta; Coleoptera; Chrysomelidae
Exons: 4
Coding region: 1-873 (290 amino acids)
Source: RefSeq, a predicted model, not a curated record